Thamnophis elegans (Western terrestrial garter snake) is the source of this 996-nucleotide messenger RNA. Its product is annotated as olfactory receptor 5B21-like. Bases 1 to 996 code for a protein of 331 amino acids. The record is from RefSeq and is a predicted model, not a curated record. NCBI's taxonomy places the organism in Eukaryota, Metazoa, Chordata, Lepidosauria, Squamata, Natricidae. Gene Ontology annotation, biological process: G protein-coupled receptor signaling pathway. The transcript has a single exon. Gene Ontology annotation, cellular component: membrane. Gene Ontology annotation, molecular function: G protein-coupled receptor activity; olfactory receptor activity.
AUGUUUUAUCCACAGAUGCAACCCUUAAAGAAAGUUGAUAUAGAAAUGUCAACAAACGUUACCAAAUUCAUCCUUAUAGGAUUCAUGAAUCCCCAAGAGCUACAAUUUCUUUUUUACUUUUUCUUUCUUUUAAUUUACCUGAUAACUUUGGCUGGGAAUAUUCUGAUAGUUGUGCUUGUUAUAAAAGAUAAACAUCUUCAUACACCAAUGUAUUUCUUUCUUGGAAAUUUUUCCUGUGUAGAGACAUGCUAUAGUUCUACUGUGCUUCCCAAAGCUUUGAUCAGUCUUCAAACUGGGGACAGAUCCAUCUCAUUCCAACUGUGUUUUGUUCAACACUAUUUCUUUGCCUCAUUAGGAGCUGUUGAAUGUUAUCUCUUAUCUGUAAUGUCAUAUGAUCGGUAUUUAGCUAUCUGUCACCCUUUACAUUAUGCAAAUCAAAUGAGUGGUAAAUACUGUGUACAAUUAGUUAGCAGCUGUUUUCUUAGUGGAUUUUUGGCUAUUUCUAUUACAAUUGCAUUAGUGUCCAACUUAGAUUUUUGUGGUCCAAAUGAAAUUAAUCAUUUCUUUUGUGAUGUCUUCCCACUCAUAGAAUUGUCUUGCAAUGAUACCCAUCUUCUAAAAAUUCUAAUUUAUCUUAUUUCAUUUUUAUUUACCAUACCUCCAUUUUUGCUGACUGUAAUUUCAUAUAGUUGCAUUAUCACUGCUAUCCUGAAAAUUACUUCCAGCCGUGGUAGACAAAAAGCUUUUUCUACAUGUUCCUCUCACCUUAUUGUGGUUACCAUUUUUUAUGGCACCAUAACAAUUGUCUAUAUCUUACCCAAUACUGAUACACUGAGGAACCUUAAUAAAGUGUUUUCUGUCUUCUAUGCUGUUUUGACACCCAUGAUAAACCCACUUGUUUACAGUCUCAGAAACACUGAAGUAAAGAAAGCACUGAGAAAACAUAUAGGUCAGUUAUAUGUCAAUUUGUUAUCCAAUAUCUACAAAGCUAAGUAG